UAUCAAAAUUUCAUCACAUCGUGAACUUUUUUGGUGGUGGUUGAUCUCUUUUCUCUUUCUCUUAUCUUGACUUUGCUGCAACAACAAAAAUUGCAAAAACACAGAAAGUGUGAGAGAGAGAAAAAUAAGAGAAAGAGGCAGCCAUGGCAGGUGUAGGUAUAACAUGGCCAUCAAAGCUCUAUUCUCAUAAACCAUUAUCAUCCAAAUCUAAGCUCAUUUCUCGCUCCAAUUCUCCCCUUGUUGUUAAAAUGACUGUUUCUGUUGAUGAAAAGAAGAAAACUUUCACCCUUCAAAAAUCUGAAGAAGCUUUCACUAAAGCUAAGGAAUUGAUGCCUGGAGGCGUAAAUUCUCCUGUACGUGCCUUCAAGUCGGUUGGUGGACAACCAAUAGUGAUAGACUCAGUCAAGGGUUCGCACAUGUAUGAUAUAGAUGGGAAUGAGUAUAUUGACUAUGUUGGCUCAUGGGGACCAGCUAUUAUUGGUCAUGCUGACGAUGAGGUACUUGCAGCCUUGGCUGAAACAAUGAAGAAAGGGACAAGUUUUGGUGCUCCUUGUCUUCUUGAAAACACUCUAGCCGAGAUGGUUAUAUCAGCUGUUCCAAGCAUUGAAAUGGUCAGAUUUGUGAAUUCAGGCACUGAAGCAUGUAUGGGUGUUCUUCGUCUAGCACGUGCAUUCACUGGAAGGCAGAAAAUUAUUAAGUUUGAGGGUUGCUACCAUGGCCAUGCUGACCCAUUUCUUGUGAAGGCAGGAAGUGGGGUUGCUACUCUAGGGCUUCCAGACUCUCCAGGUGUUCCGAAGUCUGCCACCUCAGACACCCUAACUUCUCCAUACAAUGACAUUGAAACUGUGAAAAGUCUUUUUGAGGCUAACAAAGGAGAAAUUGCUGCCAUUAUUCUUGAACCUGUUGUUGGGAAUUCUGGUUUUAUUCCUCCAAAUCCUGGCUUCCUUGAAGCCCUCCUUGAAAUCACAAAAGAAAAUGACACCCUCUUGAUCUUCGACGAGGUUAUGACUGGAUUUCGUUUAGCUUAUGGCGGAGCACAAGAGUAUUUCAAGAUUACUCCUGAUCUUACAACAAUGGGAAAAGUCAUUGGUGGUGGCCUUCCUGUUGGUGCAUAUGGAGGGAGAAGGGAUAUAAUGGAGAUGGUUGCACCUGCAGGACCAAUGUAUCAGGCAGGUACCCUGAGUGGAAACCCAUUGGCAAUGACAGCCGGGAUUCAUACACUCAAACGAUUGAUGCAGCCAGGAAGUUACGAGUACUUGGACAAGAUUACAAGUGAACUUACUCAAGGUAUCAUAGAUGCAGGGAAGAAGGCUGGCCAUGCAAUAUGUGGUGGUUAUAUCAGGGGUAUGUUCGGAUUUUUCUUCACCGAUGGCCCUGUAUAUAACUUUGAGGAUGCAAAGAAGAGUGACACUGCAAAAUUUGCCCGGUUCUAUCAGGGAAUGUUAGAGGAAGGUGUUUACUUUGCCCCUUCACAGUUUGAAGCUGGAUUUACUAGCUUGGCACAUACUUCUGAAGAUAUUCAACGAACGAUAGCAGCAGCUGAGAAGGUUUUGCGAGAAAUAUAGGUCAUCGUCAGAUCUUUACCUCAUCUUGUCCAGUUUUGUAGCUAUGUGUAGUUUAUAACCUGUAUCUUGAUUGAUAUUGUCUCUAAUAAAUGAGGUUGUAUUUUUAGUUACA
Messenger RNA from Beta vulgaris subsp. vulgaris (sugar beet), 1677 nucleotides. RefSeq names its product glutamate-1-semialdehyde 2,1-aminomutase, chloroplastic. NCBI's taxonomy places the organism in Eukaryota, Viridiplantae, Streptophyta, Magnoliopsida, Caryophyllales, Amaranthaceae. The transcript has 3 exons. The coding region runs from base 144 to 1565 and encodes 473 amino acids. Gene Ontology annotation, cellular component: chloroplast. The record is from RefSeq and is a predicted model, not a curated record. Gene Ontology annotation, molecular function: pyridoxal phosphate binding; glutamate-1-semialdehyde 2,1-aminomutase activity; transaminase activity. Gene Ontology annotation, biological process: tetrapyrrole biosynthetic process.